GAGGAAUUUUAUACAUUUAACGAACAUUGGCCAACUUGCCCUUGAGCAUUUGUUUAUGUAUCUUAAAGCACUAAGGUUGACUAACAGGAACAAACACAGAACAUAUAGGCAUAAAACUUCAGCGGUGCGCAUGGAAAUUCAAUAUUAAAAGGCAAUUCUCUCAAACCAAGAACAAAAAAAAAAAAUGAAAAAGUGUGAGCUUUGCAAUUCUCUGGCAAAGGUUUAUUGUGAAUCAGAUCAAGCCAACUUGUGUUGGGAUUGUGACUCCAGAGUACAUGGUGCCAAUUUUCUGGUUGCUAAGCAUUUAAGAACUCUUCUUUGCCGUCUCUGUCAAUCUCCUACGCCCUGGAAUGGCUCGGGACCAAAGCUUGGCCCAACUUUAUCUGUUUGUGAUAGUUGUGUCAAUAGAAAUGCUUGCAGAGAGGAGAUAAACAAUGAAGAAGAAACACGUGAUGAUAAUAAUGAAGAUGAUCUUGGUGGGGAAGAUGACAGCAGUGAAGAUGAUGAUGAUGAUAGUGGUGGUGAUGAAGAAAAUCGAGUGGUUCCAUGGUCAUCUACGCCACCAGUUUCCAGUUCUUCAACAAGUGAAGAAUCUUCCACCAGGCUUGACAGCACCCAAGAAGGUGCUUCUCAAUCAAGAACAGUUCUUUCAUUGAAUCGCACGCUUGACACUGUAGAGCCCGCUUCUCGACAGGAUCACUCAGGCUGCUCAUUUUCUCCACAACAUCAGAGCAAGAAUUUGUCAAAUGAAUCAACCUCUUUAGAUGCUUUUAUGUCACUGAAAGACCAGAAAAUAACAAUGAGAGACCCUCUCAAGGGGUUUUAGAAGGGUAUGGCUGCUGGAGACAUCUGAAGAAGUCGAAAACACUGCUUGAUAUCUGCAAAUGAUGCAAAAGCUGCUUCAAGAUGUUAAUGGCAUUUUUACAGACUAAUUACUUUUCGUUUAAUAUGAGGUAACUUUCUCUAAUUAGAAGUCAGCCAGUCUUGAUUGGUAUGUGUCGGGUGUACUUAAUUAAAGAAGAAA
Molecule: messenger RNA, 1024 nt
Organism: Durio zibethinus
Lineage: Eukaryota; Viridiplantae; Streptophyta; Magnoliopsida; Malvales; Malvaceae
Molecular function (GO): zinc ion binding
Source: RefSeq, a predicted model, not a curated record